UCACCAUCAUAAAAAUCAUUCAUGCUUUCACUGUAGACAUUAUCAGUGUGAUUUUGCUGAUGAUCCCUGGACUGAUUGGAACACUUAUAAAUUGAAUUUAUUCUAGGAUGUGAUCACUGUUAUUGCAAGGAAUAAGUUACAUCAGCUUCAAAGAAAUUGGAAGCCUCUCUCACAACGGAGACGAGUGUCAACAAUUUGUAAGUAAAUUGGGUAAAUUUCAUUACACAUAAAAUCAAAUGAAUACUCUACGUAUGGAGCAGCGGACUACCACAAAGUCCUGAGAUGGUCGAAACUUGGUAGUCACAAAUUUACUAGCUGUUAGACACAAGUUAUACUAUUAUGAGUGAUACGGUAUUUUGCUAUCAUUGUGCAACUGUAUUUUUUGAAAUUGAUGAGUAUAAUGGUAAUGCAUUAUCAACGUAAUUUUAGCCAAUAUCACAUGCUUGCUAUUAUAGCUUCUCUUCUCAGAAUUAUAACCAGGAAAAAUUGAGACUACCAUUUUACGCUGAAUGAUUAUGCAAUACCAACCAGGAAAGUAAUGAAAAUUUCCCUCUACAACCAGCUAAGCUAGCUAUGUGGGAGAUAAAUUAGAUAUCUGGCGAAUCCUGUGAUGCAACCUAAUCAGGGGCUCCGGCAACCGAGUCCUCAACAGCUGAUGUCACCGCAGCAGCCCCGACACCCAGGUCAACCGAUUGUGGAUAUAAUUCCACAGAUGCCUGGACAACCAGGAGAUAUUCUGGGACCAGUCGACCCAGUUUACAAUCGACCCACAGUUGCUGCAUCGACAAUGCAUAAGCAUGCUUUGCGACAACUUGGGCAAGCCCUGCGGAGUCCCAACACGCCUGAGCAACAAAACCAAAUUCUACAGAUACUCAAGAGCAAUCCUCGGUUAACGGCUGCCUUUAUAAAACUAAGACAGAAGCAAACAACUCGACAUGCCAGGGGUGAAGAGUAGAGCAAAUUGGCAGUAGCAACAUGGGACACUCUCUUAUCACACGGAAGAAGAAGAAGAAGAACCUGAUGUGGCAGGGCAGAUGAGCCGCUGGAAGGCUGAAAGUUGAAAGUAUGUUACCACUGCAAUUUUUUGAAAAAAUUACUUCUGUUCAUCAACAUUCCACGUUAUGACUGAGUGAUUUUGAUGGAAUAUUAUUGCGUAUAGAGUUUAUAAGUAAUAUGUUAAAUCAUAAUAACUUAAUAGCAUUUGCUUUUGAAAUUAUAUGCCAUUCACACUUUAGAAAUCGUAGAAUUUAAUUAAUUGGUAAAAUUA
Messenger RNA from Diprion similis, 1267 nucleotides. Its product is annotated as histone lysine acetyltransferase CREBBP-like. NCBI's taxonomy places the organism in Eukaryota, Metazoa, Arthropoda, Insecta, Hymenoptera, Diprionidae. Bases 611 to 955 code for a protein of 114 amino acids. The record is from RefSeq and is a predicted model, not a curated record. Gene Ontology annotation, molecular function: histone acetyltransferase activity; transcription coactivator activity. The transcript is spliced from 3 exons. Gene Ontology annotation, biological process: regulation of DNA-templated transcription. Gene Ontology annotation, cellular component: nucleus; histone acetyltransferase complex.